CUCGGUCACACAAACAAGUUUAACAUACCCGUGAUUUGAUUUGUAUCUGUUUUUGCAAACAUGAAACUGUUGAAAGAUUAUCUGCGCCGAACUUGUAUAUUUUUUUGUGUCCAUUUUUUUCCUUCUUUUUUUUCAAUACCAGUUUCUAUAACACAGCAGAACGCAUCGCAAUCAGCUGAUUCUGCAGACGCCGUGUUGAGUAGCCAGAUUUUAUCAUAUUUUUCAGAAUACUUUAUUGAAUGUUUUAAUUACAAUCUUAGUAGAUUAGUUCAUCAUCGAAAAUAUGAUUGUGCCUAUAAAGCCCUCACGUAUGUUUCUCAGUAGAUUAUAAUUCUAGAAUCUACGGGAUUUAUUAUUAGAGACACCAAUAAGAUAAAAAAAAUUGCAAAGACAACCGGACGAAACUUCUCCCAAAUUGAACGAAGAUUUAAGAACCUUCUUGGGGAGCUCCUGGCUUGCACGGGUUCGUGUGACAGAAUAAGGAAGAUUGAUUUCUGGUUGAAACACAGCCAAUUCCUCGAAAUUCUUGAAGGAGGAAGGCAAGAGCUGGUGUUCUCCUCGUAUUCAGUAAGACACUGCCCAAGCCUAAAUUUCACUCAUGGAGAGCAAUGGUAACAACUCUGGCUUCAAUAUGGAGUCCCUAUGCAGUGCCAGCGGUGACAAAAAGCAGGACCAAAUCCUUUUGCAACCCUUUACCUAUGUCCUCCAAGUCCCAGGGAAGAUGAUUAGAGGGAAGUUAGCCCAGGCCUUCAAUUACUGGAUGAGAAUACCUGAGGAUAAGCUAAUGGUCAUAUCUGAGGUUAUCCACAUGUUGCAUAAUGCUAGCCUUUUAAUAGAUGACAUAGAGGACAAUAGUGUUUUACGACGAGGUAUCCCUGUGGCACAUAGUAUAUACGGAGUUGCAUCAACCAUCAACUCGGCUAAUUACGUUUAUUUUCUGGGCCUAGAGAAAGUUCUGGCCCUGAAUCAUCCAAAGGCAACAACAGUGUUUUGUGAGCAGCUGCUGGAGCUCCAUCGAGGGCAAGGAAUGGAGAUCUACUGGAGGGAUUCAUUUACUUGUCCGUCAGAGGAAGAAUACAGACAGAUGACCAUACGGAAAACGGGUGGAUUAUUUGGCUUAGCUAUUUGCUUAAUGCAACUUUUCAGUCAAGUUCAGGAUGACUUUUCAAGAAUCACAGGAAUUUUGGGACUGUACUUUCAGAUUCGUGAUGACUAUGCAAAUCUUUGCAUGAAAGAG
Molecule: messenger RNA, 1237 nt
Organism: Penaeus monodon (black tiger shrimp)
Lineage: Eukaryota; Metazoa; Arthropoda; Malacostraca; Decapoda; Penaeidae
Product: geranylgeranyl pyrophosphate synthase-like
Biological process (GO): isoprenoid biosynthetic process
Molecular function (GO): prenyltransferase activity
Source: RefSeq, a predicted model, not a curated record